Cucumis sativus (cucumber) is the source of this 1431-nucleotide messenger RNA. Its product is annotated as cardiolipin synthase (CMP-forming), mitochondrial. The transcript has 8 exons. Gene Ontology annotation, molecular function: cardiolipin synthase activity; CDP-diacylglycerol-glycerol-3-phosphate 3-phosphatidyltransferase activity. Gene Ontology annotation, biological process: cardiolipin biosynthetic process. The record is from RefSeq and is a predicted model, not a curated record. The coding region runs from base 129 to 1160 and encodes 343 amino acids. Gene Ontology annotation, cellular component: mitochondrion; membrane. Lineage: Eukaryota; Viridiplantae; Streptophyta; Magnoliopsida; Cucurbitales; Cucurbitaceae.
UUCAUGCGAAACCUGUAAAACCUAAUUAGAGACAGACCGACUGGAAUCCCACCGUCUCCCUCGGAGGAGUAGUCAGCCACCCCCAUCAUCAUCGCAAAGGCCUAAAUCAGAAAGACAAUGCUUUACUAAUGGCGAUUUUCAGAUCUCUUAAAACUAUAAUCAAGAAGAAUCCCAGUUCUAAAACCUUCCUUACGACCACCACAUGUACAAUCUCGACUCCUUACUCUCCUCUUUCUUAUUGUCCAUCACAAACUCUCUCUCCCUUCGGAUAUCACUCAACUAGGCUUCUUUCUCCUCUCUCUAAAUUAAUUUUUCCCUUCCAUGGUCCUCUUUUCCUGUCCUCCCCCCCAUGGAAGCUUUCACAGUCCGCCACCCCCCUUUAUGUUCAAGGUAAUGGAAUUAUUUUGCGCAGAGUAGAAGCUUUCAAUUCUCGGUUGAAUUUGCUUCGCAGAACCAAACUUCCUCUUAGAAUAAAUUUUGGGUCAGUUUCACCCCCACCACACUUGUUGGAUCGGUUGAAUUCGGAGAAAAUAAAUGAUAAUUGGGUGCACGGCUUCGUUAAUUUACCCAAUUUAAUUUCAUUAAGCCGGUUAAUUUCCGGUCCUUUUCUUGGAUGGAUGAUAUCAAAUGGCUGGUACUCUUCGGCAAUGGUGGGAUUAGCUAUAUCAGGAGCAACCGACUGGCUGGAUGGAUAUACCGCCAGGAAAAUGGGAAUAAACUCCGUAGUGGGUUCUUAUUUGGAUCCUUUGGCCGACAAGGUUCUUAUUGGAUGUGUUGCUUUGGCAAUGGUGCAGAAUGAUCUUCUCCAUCCUGGACUUGUUGCUCUUGUUGUUGGGAGAGAUGUCUUACUAGUUAGCGGUGCUGUAUAUCAAAGGGCCAAUAGCUUGGGUUGGAAGUGGAGAAGCUGGGAUGACUUUUUCAAUCUUGAUGGUACCUCUCCCCAAAAGGUUGAGCCUCUUUUUAUUAGCAAGGUCAAUACUGUUUUCCAAUUGGUAUUGGUUGCUGGUGCGCUUCUGCAACCCGAGUUUGGAACUCAGGAGACUGAGCUCUACGUCACACUCUUAAGUUGGUUAGUGGUGUCAACAACAGUGGCCUCGACAGCAGCCUACGGUGCACAGUUCAUGAAGAAGAGUUCUGGAUUGAUUGCUCGGAAAGUAUAGGUUUAGAACUUGCAGAUGUUAGAAGGCUUUAGGAAGACGGAAGUAUAUAAGCUCUCCAAGUGUUUAAUGACAUGGACGAGGUGGAGAUUUUACUCCAGCAGGUGUAACAAAUUUCUAUUCGACAUUUCACUUUGAGAUGAAAAGAAUUUGAAUUAUGAGGUUUAGAAACACAAGCAUGUACAUAGUUUCUGUAUACGAAAUAGACAACAUUCGUAAAGAGACCUCUAUGGCUAAGCCGAUGCCUUCAAUCAUUAACAAUUCGUUUAUAAUC